Messenger RNA from Daldinia decipiens, 3246 nucleotides. RefSeq names its product Up-regulated during septation-domain-containing protein. The transcript has 3 exons. The record is from RefSeq and is a predicted model, not a curated record. Lineage: Eukaryota; Fungi; Ascomycota; Sordariomycetes; Xylariales; Hypoxylaceae. Bases 119 to 2788 code for a protein of 889 amino acids.
UAAUAUAACCGAUUCAAACCAUCUAACUAUAAUAAAUUACGAGUAACCGACUCUUACGCGAUUCUCUCCGUACUAUAAUGCAUUUGACAACCCACCUUUCUACUCGAAAGUGACAAGAAUGAACGGGUUUGCGAACCGUGGGUAUGAUGGCUUUGACGGAGGUCCGCCACCGCUGCGCCCUACGAUUGCGCCGAGGGGUCCAGCACUGGUUGAUUCCUAUCGACAAGACAGCCUCAACGACUUCGAAAGAGACAAGCCGCGAUUUAAUCCAAUGAAUCCGGGGCGCGUUCAAAGCUCGGUGCUGGUGGACCUGAAAGAUCCUGUCCAAGUACAUUUACUCACCGAAACCGCCUUGCUCGACAGCAGAGAGUAUGAGAUUUUAUCUCAGGAGGAAGUCGACGACCUCAAGAAACAAUGCCAGAUCUUGAAUCAACGAAUCGAGCAGACGAGGUCAAACCUUGCCAUCCAAUCCAAAUAUCGCGAUGCUGCUAUAUCAAUGUCUAAACUAUAUUCCCCAACCAAAGUCGAUUUCAAGAGAAGGAGUCUUCUAGGUCAUCGACACAGUGGAUCUGAUGCCGCACGGGAGGCCGAACAAGAACUCAGCACGAUCCAGAAGAAGUGCGAAGACCUAGCAUCCGAACUGUGGUCAUUGGAGAAGCGCACCAUGGAACCCCAAAGGCGACUGUUAGAACAUACUGCUGGUAUUCUUCAGCUCACGCACAAAGCAAACAAAACACCAUCCCCGAGGGUUCCCCUUCUUAACGGCGUUCCCGCUAGUCCCGAGAGCAUGUAUACUACGAUGAAUGGCCGUGACAGUUUCAGCAUGGAUUUCUUAGAAGACGGAUUUAUCUUUGACGAAGCAAGCUUGUAUCGAUCCUUUGACUCAUCCGACCGACCCGAUGAUCGAAGCCGGCAGAACGCUAUUGAAAUCCCCUUAAAGUCGCCUGUUCGGGGACAAAAUAAGCAGCUGACAGAAGAGACCGAGAGACUACGUGAGGAAAAUCGUGAGCUACAGGCACAAAUCAACGAGCUUAGAGGUCAGGGUUCAGACCCAUGGAGCCUAAUUUCAGAUACGGAAGGCAAAUUAGAGCAGCUCAAUUACCGGCUGCGCGAAAUAGUUAUCAGCACAGAUCCAGCCAAGAGCGAUACUUACGGUGCUAUCCCAUCAGGCCGACUAGAGCCUGGUGACAUGAUCGGUAGCCAUCUAGAUUACCUCGAAAAUGGACUAAUUGCCAUUGCUGAAGACCGAGGCAAUAGCCUUGAAUUGGCAGAGAGGAUACGGGCGCUCAACGCUGAAGUCCAAAACAUACUCUUGGGAGCCAAUACAACCCAUCCGCCGCCACCGAACGCAGAAUUAGGCGUUGAUGAGCAGCUCAGGUACCUGCGGGACUCGUUACCGACUAUCGAGGAUGAGCUGCGGCGAGCUGCGGACGCAACCGGUACAGACUCUGCCGCCAGAGGCGAGGGCGAGCAAUAUGAAACAGUUCUCAUGGGACUCUGGGACAUCAUCCAAUCAGGGUACGCCGAUUUACGAAAACGGAAGCAGGAACGACGAAAGGCUCGCCAAGAUAAGGGACUGGAACCAGACGAGGAUGAUAUGUCGGACGGUGAAUCUAUCGAUUUUGACGAGCAAUAUUCAUUGUCAGCUUUCUCAGUCAAGAUUCAGUGGCUGUACAGACAAGCUACCAAACUACAUGAGCAAAAGGGCGUUCUGAAACGUCAAAUUAAGCAGCAGCGCGAGCUCAACAGCAGGUCUGACUCCGAGAAGGAUCAAGCAUUAAGGGACAAAAUCGAUGAAGUAGAGCAGGCCAAAGAAUUACUUCACCAGGCAGAGAAGGAAACAGACAAUACCCGCUCGCAACUUUCCCAAGCCUUGCAGGACCUUGAAGAAUUACAGAGGGGCCGGACAGAAGAAUCCACUGCCAUUGACGAGGCGCGAGAGCAGCUUAAGGAGCGGAAUGCCAAGAUUGCAUCGCUGGAAGGAAGCGUUAAAGAAGUCCAGACGCGUCUAGCAACAGCAGAGGCUAAUGUUGCAGCUAUCACGACACAAUUACAAGAGGCCAAUGAUGCUAAGGAGGCUGCCGACAAGGCUAUUGAGGAGAAGGAGAGGGAUCUCAAGACCAAGGACGAGGAGCUUCAACAGAUGACAGGCAUGGUUGCCGAACUUAAGAUGGAAGCUACUCUUGCUAAGGCCGAACUCGACGGCGCCUACGGUUCUAGAAAAGAGAGGGCUGCGGAGGUUGCGGCUCUGCAUAACAACAACGAAUCGACUAAAAUGCACAAUAGAGUUGAAAUACUAGAGAAGGAGCUGAAAGCCACGGCCCAAGACUUGACCGAUGUUGUCAAGCAGUCGCUCGAGAGCGAGAAGAAGAUCGGCGAACUGGAGAAUGAGCUUGACCGGGUGAAAGCUGAGCGUUCCAAGAUUAAGGAUGAGAAGGAUAUGAUGAAUGACGAGCUCGAGAAGCGGCUCCAUGAAGCUACCAGUGAUAUCGAGGAGAGACUGGAUCGCGAGAUUACGAGACUACGCAAGGAGAAGGAACAACUACAGGAAGAGCUCGACAAAGAGCGACUAGGAUCAGCGCGUCUAGGACCACUAUCGCCUGGCGGUACGAAGACUUCGUACCUGACCGACUCCUACAGGUCGGGACUGAGAGCCGAGAGGAAGAAGUACGAGGAGCAAUUAAGGUCGGAACAAAUGGUACGGAGGAAGCUCGAGGAUGAGCUAAAAGCGUUGAAGAGGGCACAAGGACCCGGUAAGAGUCCACUGAGUCCUCGAUUAGAGCGAUAGUCCAACCUUUUAUUUUCUGUUGUCGAAUAUUAUUAUACCCUCAUGUAUCCUUUUUGGCUAGUGGAUGCCGCCUAUAGCCGUCAAGGGCAUGAUUUUGUAUUUCCCGUUCUUGUAUAAAAAUUGCCGACGGUUUGGCUAUUCAUUUAGAUACUACCUAGGUAUGCAUUGGGAAGGCGGUUCAGGGGACUCUUGGAUUAUAUUCCAUGUACUACUCGGCUUGGGUACCUACCUUACACAACCUGGCUGCUUUGAUUUUGGAUGUUCGUCUUGAGCGAGCAAGUUGAAUCGUUUGAAUUCGAAGAUGAGAAUGAGAAUACGAUUUCUAUCGCAAGCACGUCUACCUACCUAGGUAAUCAAUCUUGCAUGAUAUCUUUGCGUUUGCUUUUCCGUUAGUCCAAGUCUUUUAAAUUGCAGCGAAGUUCCUAUUACCUACCCCUUUGACGUAUAUCACGAAGAGU